Messenger RNA from Lynx canadensis (Canada lynx), 3485 nucleotides. RefSeq names its product NPR3 like, GATOR1 complex subunit (gene NPRL3). The transcript is spliced from 12 exons. Gene Ontology annotation, biological process: negative regulation of TORC1 signaling; cellular response to amino acid starvation; TORC1 signaling. The record is from RefSeq and is a predicted model, not a curated record. Gene Ontology annotation, cellular component: GATOR1 complex. Lineage: Eukaryota; Metazoa; Chordata; Mammalia; Carnivora; Felidae. The coding region runs from base 868 to 2706 and encodes 612 amino acids.
CCAGCUGGGCUAAUUCACGUUAAGUGCUUUUAUUUUUGGAAACAAAUAUUGUCACUUGUUUUUGUUUUACUUUGCUAUUUAUGUCAGUUGUGUCCCCUUCCCCUAAAUCUCAUGACAGACUCUGUGACUUUGGGCAUGUUAUGUCAGCACACACAGUACAGAAAGUAUAAGCCCCUCAAGCAUUUGCUAAAAUCAUAAAUGUGUAAUGUUAGGCUGCAGUGAGUGGAUCCUUGUGUGGUCCAGACCAGCUCAGUCAGGCAGAGCAGCCUAACACCCUCCCACUCGCCACCCUAGAGAGGCCUCCUCAAAGGGCCACUCAGCGCAGUGUGGCUUUUAACUUCAGCAGUACAUGGCUCUCCAGUUGGUUCCCUCUGUUCUGUCCUUUCUGAAUCUAGAGGGGGAAGUGCUUUUUAUUUGGCUCCUGGAAAGACACAUUUUGGAUUUGGAUAUUUAUAAAUGUGAACUGGGCCACUACUGUUUGCCUCUGAAUCUCGGGACUCACCUCACAGCCAAACUUAGGUUCCUGGUUUGGUGGCUGAAGGCCAGGGCUGAGGCCUGUCUAUGGCUCUUUGUGACAGAGCAGAGGUUUUUAGUGGAGAUUGUGGGUAUCACAAGAAAAAGCGAACCUUCUGGAAUGGUAGGAAGUUGUUUUCCUAUCCGUUAUCACUGUCCGUGGAGGGGUAGUGUUUGUUCACAUAGGGUGUGCAAUGUUGGCAUUGAAUCAGUUACGAGAGCAGAAGUAUUUGUUAGGGGUUUAUCAUUCUGAAGCCCUCCCUCACCGUCACUGUAACCCUCAGAUGGGAGUUACAGGGCAGAGUGAACCAUUUAGAGUUUUUGAAGAAAGCAUGUAAUAAUGCCUUUGGUCUAAUGCUCUGGAAUCUGCCGCCGUCUCUGGUUUAUUCACUCCAGAGAGCGGUAUUCCUGGGAAGGAGCGACGCACGCUGGGCAGCCAAGGGCUUGGGCUGUGGGUUCCAAGUUUGCCAGAAUGUUUCUGACAACAUUGGUGUCAGGAGGUCCAACUGCAGUCCUGACUGUGCAAGAGGCAAGGCAGCCCGUUCUGACCAACCCCCCUGCAUCUGGUUUGUGUGGAUACCUGGAGGACCGUGUUGGUCCUGGAGGAAGGCUGGAAGCCACCGUGACCAGCCCCCCUUGGUAGUGCUAGGCCCGGCCUGCCUGCUGCGGAGGUUUUCGGAUGUCAUUCUCGCAACAAUUUUGGCAACCAAGUCUGAAAUGUGUGGCCAAAAAUUUGAACUGAAGAUUGAUAACGUGCGGUUUGUUGGGCACCCGACACUGCUGCAGCAUGCUCUGGGGCAGGUCUCAAAAACAGAUCCAUCUCCAAAGAGGGAAGCUCCCACCAUGAUUCUUUUUAAUGUGGUGUUUGCACUGAGGGCCAACGCGGACCCGUCAGUGAUAAACUGCCUGCACAACCUUUCCCGACGCAUCGCCACCGUGCUGCAGCACGAGGAGCGCCGCUGCCAGUAUCUCACAAGAGAGGCCAAGCUGAUCCUGGCGCUGCAGGAUGAGGUGUCCGCGGUAGCUGAUGCAAAUGAUGGUCCUCAGUCCCCGUUCCAUCACAUUCUGCCCAAGUGCAAGCUGGCCAGGGACCUUAAGGAAGCUUAUGACAGCCUCUGCACGUCCGGCGUGGUGCGGCUCCACAUCAACAGCUGGCUGGAGGUGGGCUUCUGCCUGCCGCACAAGAUCCACUACGCCGCCGCGAGCCUCAUCCCCCCCGAGGCCAUCGAGCGGAGCCUGAAAGCCAUCCGCCCCUACCAUGCCCUGCUGCUUCUCAGUGAUGAGAAGUCCCUGCUGGGCGAGCUCCCGCUCGACUGCUCCCCGGCCCUGGUGCGCGUGAUCAAGACCACGUCUGCCGUGAAGAACCUGCAGCAGCUGGCCCAGGAUGCAGAUCUGGCCUUGCUUCAGGUUUUCCAGCUCGCGGCUCACCUGGUGUACUGGGGCAAGGCCAUCAUCAUCUACCCGCUGUGUGAGAACAACGUCUACAUGCUUUCUCCCAACGCCAGCGUGUGUCUGUACUCUCCACUGGCUGAGCAGUUCUCCCGUCAGUUUCCAGCUCACGACCUGCCAUCUGUCCUUGCUAAGUUCUCCUUGCCCGUCUCCUUGUCAGAAUUCAGAAACCCCCUCGCCCCCCCGGUGCAGGAGACCCAGCUCAUUCAGAUGGUCGUGUGGAUGCUGCAGCGCAGGCUCCUCGUCCAGCUGCACACAUACGUGUGCCUGAUGGCCUCGCCCAGUGAGGAUGAGCCCCACCCUCGAGAGGACGAUGUCCCCUUCACCACCAGGGUCAGCGGCCGCAGCCUCAGCACACCCAACGCCCUCAGCUUUGGUUCCCCAACCAGCAGUGACGACAUGACCCUCACGAGCCCCAGCAUGGACAACUCCAGUGCAGAGCUUCUCCCCAGUGGGGACUCCCCGCUGAACAAGAGGAUGACGGAGAACCUGCUGGCCAGCCUUUCGGAGCACGAGCGGGCGGCCAUCCUCAGCGUGCCUGCGGCCCAGAACCCCGAGGACCUCCGCAUGUUUGCUAGGCUCCUGCACUACUUCCGGGGCCGCCACCACCUGGAGGAGAUCAUGUACAAUGAGAACACGCGGCGCUCCCAGCUGCUCAUGCUCUUUGACAAGUUCCGCAGUGUGCUGGUGGUGACCACCCAUGAGGACCCAGUCAUCGCGGUGUUCCAGGCACUGCUCCCUUGAGACCAGACCGAAGACGAGGAGGCGGAGAGAGGGUGCUGCCCGCGGCGGGGCUGCUGGGCUCUCCCCAGCCCUGGGCUUCCCACCCCUACACCGGGCGGAGCCCUCUGGUGCCUGAAGCCGGACUACAGUCCAGCGGCAGCCUUGGGCCUGCUGUACUCCAGGUUCUCGGUCUCGUCUGGUCCUGGAGGCAGCCUCAGUAUCUGAGCUGAGGUGAGGCUUCCAGCUGGAGGGAGUGUGCAGGACUCAUGCCUCAGAGGGAGGCCUGCUGCGUCCGUUCCACACGCAAAUUCGGGCCGUGCGUUUCUGUCAGACCCUCCUCCCAACCCCGUCCUCAUCCCCUGACCCCCUCCACUGCUGCCUUCCCUUGGUCACCCUGGGGGAUACACGGAAACACGUCUGCCCCCACCCCUCCGCCCUUCCGGGGGCCAGGAACACCUGAGUGGCCCUGCCCUCACCACAGCCCUUGCGUUAACCGCCAGCAGGCUCAUGACCAAGCUGUCACUCCCUCUCUGACACCUGGUGAUACACAAGGGACUGGGCUGAUCCCCAUCCUCAAGGUGAGUCUGCGCUGGUACACGCUCCCCUCCCUCGUGCAGGCCUGAGGAGUGAUGCGUUCAGCCUCCUGCCCACACACGGCCCCCAGUGUCCCGUCCUGGAGGAAGAAGGACUGUAAGCUUAUGCCGGCUACCGAGAGGAGCUCUGGCAGAGAUACAAGCAGUACCCUUUUCCAGACAUAAAGCAUUUAUUUGGUCUUUGAACAAUUAAAAAGCCUUGUCCGA